CAGUUUCGUUUCGGUUUUUAUAAAAAGUCAACUUUGAUUCCGGUUAACGCCCUUGUUACGUUGACACAUGUCGSGGACAUAAAUAGAAGGGAGUCGGUCUCUAACCUGCGAUUGUGAAACUUAGACUGGUUAGAAUAAGAUCCAAGCAAGAUGUCUAAAGGUAUUUUCUUGGUAAUUGUUGUUUCCCUUGCUGUAGUGACGUCUGCAAUGAUUGACGUCCCGGAUGAUGUCUCUGCUAUCGACAAGCGAGGAUGCGAAGACAAGUUUGGGACACGAACAUGCAAGAAAUUUCAACGUCUUUGCAGCUCCAACAGAAGGAUGUCCGAGAACUGUCGCUUGACCUGCAAAGUUUGCAAACCGGAAGUAAAAUGUUUCGACAUAUUUCCAUCUUCCUGUAGCCGAUUCUCGUACCACUGUAAAAGUUCACGAUGGAUGAAAUUUGUAUGUAACAAAACAUGCCGCAGGGGUCCAUGCAGCGGCCUGUAGACCAAUAUAGACGAGACAACAGUAGCUUAAAAUU
Molecule: messenger RNA, 520 nt
Organism: Exaiptasia diaphana
Lineage: Eukaryota; Metazoa; Cnidaria; Anthozoa; Actiniaria; Aiptasiidae
Exons: 4
Coding region: 151-486 (111 amino acids)
Source: RefSeq, a predicted model, not a curated record